GAUGUGGAUGAUAACAUGAUAAGGCACAGCAGGAGAUCACAUAUGGCAGAGCGCAGCACAGUUGCAAAGACUUGUCACCUGUUCGGGAUGUGGGAUGCUAUAUUUGAGUGCAAAAAAUGGACACUGCGAGUGUCACGAAUCACGAUAGGCGCCGGGUGACCAUGUACCGACCGUUGCUUUGGUUCUGACUUACUCAGUUAAGCACCGAUGAAGUUU
Molecule: messenger RNA, 216 nt
Organism: Suillus subaureus
Lineage: Eukaryota; Fungi; Basidiomycota; Agaricomycetes; Boletales; Suillaceae
Exons: 4
Source: RefSeq, a predicted model, not a curated record